UUUUGAGUUAACAAAAAGUUGUAACUUAUUGAUUGAGAUUUUCGUAAAAGCCAUUCUUCAUGCCAAGUCAACAAUGGCCAUUGGCUAGUACCAAUCUUUUUACUUUUCGAUAGAUAAAAAGCAAAUGGCUUCGUGCUUGUCCUCUUUUUUCUUUUCUUCGAUUUUCCUAAUCGUGUAAUCUUAUGAUAUUAAUAACAGAAGAAUCAUAAUUAAGCGCGUUAUAUUAUUCCAUCUCUUUCUCCGAUUCUCAUAUCUUUUAAUCGUUUGAUCUGUGAACCUAACUUUUAUUCAAUUUCGCUUUCACCAAAUCCAGAGCUAAGAUCUUCAGAUUCGUGGGUCAAAUAAUGUGGUCAAUGGGUUUGAUAAGGCGUACGGCAAUGUCCAAUGCCAUUAGAGCUUCUUCGCAAAGGACAUGGCUUGGUCACGGUGGAUUAAGAAGCUGCGUCACCGUCAAAACACCGUCGGAGGAUGAAGAGGAGAAGAAGAAAGAGAUAACUAUAGCGGAAGCGAAGAAGCUAAUGAGGCUUGUGAAUGUUGAAGACAUGAAGAAGAAGCUUGUUGGUGUGGCUGAUAGAGAUGUUGUCUCUUACUCUACACUUUUAGAAGCUUCUCAAGGAAUGGGUAUCGCUAGAUCUCCCGAUGAAGCUCAUGUCUUUGCUCGUGUUCUUGACGAUGCUGGCGUUGUCUUGAUCUUUCGUGAUAAAGUCUAUCUUCACCCAGACAAGGUGGUGGAUCUGAUUAGAAGAGCGAUGCCUUUGGACCAGAAUCCAGAGGAAGAUCAAAUCAAGGAAGAAUUCAACAAAUUGAGAAUCAUGAAAGAAGAGAUUGAUGUUUUGGCUCAUAGACAAGUGAGGAAGAUUCUUUGGUGUGGUUUAGCUACUUCGAUGGUUCAAAUUGGACUCUUUUUUAGAUUAACUUUCUGGGAAUUCUCAUGGGAUGUGAUGGAACCAAUCACUUUCUUCGCUACAGCGACUGGAAUCAUUGUGGGUUAUGCUUAUUUCUUGAUGACUUCGAGAGAUCCGACAUAUCAGGAUUUCAUGAAGAGGCUCUUCUUGUCGAGACAGAGGAAGUUGUUGAAGAGUCAUAAGUUUGACUGCGAGAGGUUUAAGGAAUUGGAGAGGUUAUUUAAAAUGACGUCGUCUUGUCAUGCAGCUGCGUCUAUAAGGAAUCGUGUUGGAUUAGAACUUGAUCUCGAGGAUGCUUUGCAGAGUCGCAGGGACUGAUUAUUAUGAAAAACUUUCUUCAUGUCCUCCGGUGGUUCAUCAAACUGAAGAAGAAGAUGAUCAGUCCUUGCAAAAGAGUGACAAAGAUUGUUUUCCGUCAUCUUCUUCUACUUCUUAUACAUAAGUAACCAUUGACAUUGUUUAUUACAGUGACGAUAACAGAUUUUAAAUGUUCUUUUUAAUACGGAAGUUUUGGUGUAAAGAACCAUUUUCUUUAUUUUCGUAUAUAGAUUAUUGGCCUUGUUUCACACAAAUACACACAUUAAAAACCGAGAAAACACAUGGUAAUGAACAGUUGUUUUGAGAGUUCAAUAUCAAAAGAGUGAAAAUGAAAUAGCUCUCAAAGGGCGCCUUAAAGUUCCAAACCAUCACAUCCCUAGUGAUUGAAGCGUUCUUGGCCGGCCAUUAAGAAGUCUCCUAAGCUCAUAUUUGUUUUGUUCUUCAAAGUGUUAUUCCUGAAAUGGGAUUAGUACCUUUUGCCAAUUCAGAUAUGUGCAACAUGGGCCAUGACUAUGUCUAAUGGAUGAUACUGUGUUGCUAGGACAACAUUUGCAUUAUGGAGGCACAUUUUUGGUCCAACAUAGCUGUGCCACAAUAUCUAUGCUGAAUUGCGCUGUCUAGAUAAGACGUUGUCGAUUCGAUCUUCUCCGGAGAUUUACUGCAAAAAACUUAGGGGGAGAUUUAACUUUAAGAGGAUAGAAG
Messenger RNA from Arabidopsis thaliana (thale cress), 1925 nucleotides. Its product is annotated as calcium uniporter-like protein (DUF607). Lineage: Eukaryota; Viridiplantae; Streptophyta; Magnoliopsida; Brassicales; Brassicaceae. The transcript has 2 exons. The coding region runs from base 345 to 1223 and encodes 292 amino acids. Gene Ontology annotation, biological process: mitochondrial calcium ion homeostasis. The record is from RefSeq and is marked reviewed. Gene Ontology annotation, cellular component: mitochondrial inner membrane.